Colossoma macropomum (tambaqui) is the source of this 10247-nucleotide messenger RNA. RefSeq names its product REV3 like, DNA directed polymerase zeta catalytic subunit (gene rev3l). Gene Ontology annotation, cellular component: nucleus; zeta DNA polymerase complex. Gene Ontology annotation, molecular function: DNA-directed DNA polymerase activity; nucleotide binding; DNA binding. Lineage: Eukaryota; Metazoa; Chordata; Actinopteri; Characiformes; Serrasalmidae. Gene Ontology annotation, biological process: error-prone translesion synthesis; double-strand break repair via homologous recombination. The transcript is spliced from 33 exons. The coding region runs from base 1242 to 10247 and encodes 3001 amino acids. The record is from RefSeq and is a predicted model, not a curated record.
GAGAGAGCGAGCAGCGGAGCGGCGAGGCGCCAGAGCCGGGGAGAGAAAACCCGGGCACCCGGGGCGGUCCGGAGGAGAGCCGAGCCCGCACACGAACACUGGCUUAAAGACGGAGGGCGACGGAGGAUGGUCUCCGAGGGCCGCUCGAAGCGUUUCGGGAGCGAGACACCGUCGCGUUACGGAGCCUUUUCGCCGCCGUGAGGACUGAGCGGGGGAGAUUUCAGGUUAGCCGCGCUGGCUAACAGCUUUAGCGUUAGCUUUAGCUGCCGUGCAGGCAGGACUCCUGUAGCCAGCGGGCUAGGCUAGGCUAGGCUAAGCUAAGGUGAGGUAAGGUGAGGUAAACUCAAGCCGAGCGACCGUGUUUGGGAUUAAAAAGGAGCACAAAGGCUGUCAGCUCGAUUUUAAAGACAUUUGUGCCUCAGAAACGCACAUUUUGUGUGAAUAUUUGGCGGUUGGUGCGACUGGAGAGCGAUUUUUGUUUGUUUGCUGCGGCUGCGGGAUCUCAGCCAGAGCGCCGCAUUUCAAUCAGAGCUGCUGGAGCCCUCAGUGAGAACACCAGAGGAUCUACAGAAUACUGAAAACACCAGAGGAUCUUUGAAAUACUAAAAACACAGAGGAUUUAUAGAAUACUGAAAACACAGAGGACUGAUAAAGCAUUAAAAUAAUCAGAAGACAUCUUUGGAAUACUGAAAACACCAGAGGAUUCCCCCAAAAUUACUGCACGCACUGAGAAUUUGGACCUGUUUUUGGAAAUCUUAAACCAUACUGAAAAAAGUAGGUGAUUCAUAAAAUAUUCAAGAUUGCAGAAGAUUCACAAAGCUUUAAAACAUCAGAAGACCUUCCUGAAGUACUGAAAACACUUCCAAUUUGGAGGAUUUCCUUCAGUUUUUGGUUUUCUAAUCUCACCUUCCCACUAAACUGACCAAACUGACCCAUUUGUUCUGGAUGCUGCUUUGCUUUGCUGACCAAGUCUGGCCAGCUUAGCACAAACACACAGUUAUAACACAACUAUAACAGCUAUAACACAAACACAACAGCUGCAGAUGUAAACAGAGCAGCCUGUAGAACACAACAAACACCAGUAAACACAACUACAACACAAACACAACAGCAUUAACUUGUAAUACAGUAAUAACAUAAACAUAACUGAGGCAGCUUGUAUAGCAAACCAUAGUAAACAUACAUAUCAGACACAUCUGCAUUGACCUCCAUAGCGGAGCCGACCCCGAUCCUCAGACAGCAUGUUUUCCGUGCGGAUUGUGUGUGCGGAUUACUACAUGGCCAGCCCCCUGGCCGGCCUGGACGUGUGUUAUUCCGACUUUAGGGACAGCGAGGUGAAGAGGGUACCGGUGGUCCGGAUCUUCGGCUCCACGCCAGCAGGUCAGAAGACAUGUCUGCACCUGCACGGCGUGCUGCCGUACGUCUUUGUGCCAUAUGAUGGCUUUGGGCAGCAGCCAGAUCGCUACCUGCGCCAGGUGGCCUACAGCAUUGACCGAGCGGUCAACAUCAGCCUGGGAAACCCAGCCUCCACCGCCCAGCACAUCUACAAGAUCACCGUAGUGUCCGGCAUGCCGUUCUAUGGUUAUCAUGCUCAGGAGAAGCCCUUUAUGAAGAUCUAUCUCUACAGCCCUCAGAUGGUGAGAAGGGUGUGUGAACUGUUACAGGGUGGUGCUGUGAUGAAUAAGUGUUUUCAGCCCCAUGAAGCUCACGUCCCCUUCCUGCUUCAACUCUUCAUCGACUACAACCUGUACGGCAUGAACCUCAUCAACCUGUCGGCCGUGCGCUUCCGCAAACGCAAAUCAGAGGGUCACAGUGCGGUGGAGAGCAGAAGUCCGUGGAGAAGCUCCUGCACCUCCAAGCUCAGUGACAGUGUUCUGGGCGGAACCUUCACUCGGUGGGACGAGGAUAAUUUACCCAGUUCUCUGGUGAUGGAGGACGUGGCGAGGGUCAGUGUAUGUGAGCUGGAGGUGGACGCUGUAGCUGCAGAUGUUCUAAACCGACUGGAGAUAGAGAAUCAGAUCGGCAGGAAUCCUGGACUGCAGGGCAUCUGGGAGGAUGAGAAGCAGCGGAGGAGAGAGAGAAACCAGAGCUCCCAGAUUGAAACCCCUCACUCUCAGGAUCGGCCGUGUGUGGAGCAGGUGGAGAGCGAGCGGAUCUUCAUGAAGAGGUUUAAACAGAUGCUGAGGGAGGACAAGUUUGACGUGACUCAGAGUGGAUCUGUAGUUGAUGAUGAUGAUGAAGAUGAGUUUCCCGAACUGUCGCUCCACCCUGACGUUCUGAGCCCUGACGACCUGCCCCCUGUUCCUGCCAGUCAGGUGGAGGUGCACAAGGAUGCGCCACCAGACAAUAAAAGGUCUGGGGGGAAAGACGCAGAGGUGGCCAUCGUAGACGAAGAGGCCAUUCUGAGUUUGUUGGAGAGCAGCCAGACGUUCCUCCCCACUUCUCAAAGAUCCAGUCAGUCCGCUAUACUUGACAACAGCCAGGACCAGGCCAUGGUGGACCUGCUUGAAGGGCUCGCAGAUGAUGGCUUUCAGACAGACGUGUCUAGAACUGCGUCCGGUCGGCAGCUGUUGAGUAGCGCCAACUGCCCUUACAACAGCGACGAGGAGGAGGCAGUGCCUGAGCUUGAGAAAGAGGAGGCGGAGCUUAGCGUGUUGAUGUCGCAAAGAUGGGACAGUGAUAUUCUGGCACCCUCGACCCGAUUGAUCACAAAAGAUGCAAACGAAAGCUCCAGUGAAGAGCAGCAUGACUCAUCAGAAGAAGAGAUGGAGUGGAGCGGAAACAACGAUCUCUUUGGUGACCUGUCCAUUCCCCAGUUGGACGGGGCUGCAGAUGAGAACAGCGAUUCGUCACUAACUGACAAAGGUUCCCGAGCUCACUCUUCUCUUACGGCAAAUGACAAGAUCUUGGGAAGGAAAAACCACUUCCAGAGUGAAUCCGUUCACCUGGAGCCUCCAUCAUCUGCCAAAGUUCUUCUUGAGUGCAAACACCCUGAGCACAGACAGUCCCUCUCACUUGAUAAGGAGGAAUCAGCUGACAAGAACUUUCCUGCUGAAGUUCAAGAAGGCAAUGAACAGUUAACUGGGUUGAAAGUGAAUAAAGAGAUCCCUUACAUCCCGCCAGUCAAGCACCCCAUCCCAUGCAAUAUACCAAAUGUGUCCCAGGUUGGUGCUGACAAAGCAGACGAGCACCUACUUUUUAAUAGUGAGAACAAAACAACUGUCCUGAAUCAACCAGAUCUGGAUGUUUUGGCCUUUGGAAACUCAAAGCUAUCUCAGAGUAGGAAGAAAUACAGCAGCAUCAAAAAUGCUGAGAAGAAUCACAUAUCCGUCUUGCACAAUCACAAGAGCAUUUCACUGAGCUUUUCUGAGCUUAGAAACUGUCCUUCCAAUGCCGAACUGGAUCAGACUCAGAAGGACGGCAGAAGCUCUGCGGUAAGGAGUUUUGAGCAAGUACCAAGCCCCAUGGAGGACAUUGAGCCUUUGGCACCUCAGGAAGGUGAACUAGGCCAGGGCAACGAGGAGGAUGAUGUCGGGGAGCUUAAGAUCCGAUAUGAGGAUUACCAGGAAAAUAAAACAGAAAGGACUAUAGUUGCCCAACAAGAAGCGCACUACAAGUUCUUCCCCAGUGUUAUUCUCUCAAACUGCCUCUCAAGGCCUGUGAAAAAGCAGAUUGGAAGUAAGACUGUUGAUGGCUGUUGUAGCUUGGAUCAUCCAGAGCAACGAAGGUCAAGGCUGAAGCUGAACAAGAAAAGGAGCAGUCCAGCAAGUCAAAAGCGGGCAAGUCAAACGGAAAGCCCCCAAAGCCCCAAAAGUGAAGAUGUCACAGGGUCUACUACAGGCUUACCAGACACAAACAAGGAAACUGAUGAGAAAGUUGAGAUGCAAAACCCAACCCUUGCAAAGUCUGAUCCAGCUGUGGACAAAGGUUCAGAUGAAUGUUCUAUUGAGGACAGGCUAGCAGAUCUUCCUGCCAAAAUAGCUUGCACCAGUGUAUCCAGUUUACCAGGUAGCAAGUAUACCUUACGUACAAAACGUAAAGCUAUGAGUUAUGACAAUGAGGAUGGUGAUCACUCAAGUUCCCGUUCCUUCAAACAAGCCCUGGUACGCCGAGAUAGCCUUAAAGAAAAUGGUGUCCUCACUGGAAGUCAGAAAAAGAGGAAGCUGUCAAAAAAAGAGCCGCCGAUUAUCAUCAAAUACAUCAUAAUCAACAGGUUUAAAGGGCAGAAGAAUAUGUUGGUGAAGAUGGCCAAGGUCAGAGCAGAUGAGCCAUAUGUGUUGCUGACACAAGAGAAGCUUGACCAGUAUAACAAACUUGCCCCUCUGAAAAGUUUCUGGCCCAAGGUUCCAGAGUCACCAGCUGUCAAGUACCCUCUUCCAGAGCCAAAGGUAAAGAAACACCCCAAACGGAAGGCCAAGGUUACGCCGCCAUCAGGGAAAGUCAGUAGUUCCUCAAAACCGAAGUCUGUACAAGGCAGUAAGAUCAGAAGGACUAAGGUUAAAACAGAAGCAUCCUUACCAAAACUGCCUGUUCCUUGGCCAUGCUACAGUGACCGCACAGAUGACUUCUGCAGGGAGUAUUCAGACGUAAUGGUGGAGUUGGGUUAUCUCUCUGAGAGGGCACCCAGUCCAGCUGAUUCAACCCCACCUCGAUGCUGGUCUCCUACUGACCCUCUUUUAGAGUCAAAUGUUAAUGAUCACUUGAUAAACCCAUAUAGUGAUCCUUGUCUUGGCUUGCCAUAUGAAGGUCUGUCCACAAACCUUUAUGGAAGAGGCAUUCGUAACCGAAACAAGACAUCCAGAUCAAAGAAGACAUCUGAUGUAAGCCCAAAAAGAAAAACUAAAACCACUCGUAAGCCAGCUGGCAGGGAUUCUACAGUGAGUGGGGACAUGCCAACAAAAAACACAUGCAGAACUUCAAGAAGACCAAAGAAAGACACUGAUAGUAGAGAAGGAACUGAUGUUGGCAGUACUUCUCAGAAGAGAAGGAGAUCGCGCAAAAAGAAGCAGGUUGAGGGAUCAGAGAACUCCUCUGCAAUAGCAGAGUCACAGAGUGGUUCACAGUCUUUACACCCAGCUGAUAACCUUCCACCCACACAGACCUCAUCUGAUGAUUUGACUCCCUACCAACGUCCAGAUUCCCACCAGAAGAAUCUUCAGCUUAGCAUUUCAAGUUCACAAGCACUACCAUCAGCUAUUGAACCAAAGUCAGAAGAGUGUGAAUCUAACAUUGGGGAUGUAUUUGGCUUCAGUGUGCCUGCUUCAAACGAGCAAGAUCCUUUUGUUGUAAAAUCUCUAAACAGUGUUCUCUCCCCAGCGGCAAAGACUACUGGACAACCAUGCUCAGUCAUAACAUAUAGUAGGUCUAGUUCAAGGUCAGAGAGUGUAAGUCAAGAUGGAAACAUUUCCCCUAAUCCUUAUGAAUUUAAGUCUGAGCCUUCAGGCGCAGAACAGAGCCCUAAAGCUAUUCAACUUUCCCAAAUAGCACCAAAGACAUCUGGCAAACCCAGGCGACGGGCACCCAAGAAGAAAGAAAUGGGAGAAAAAGCAGCGUUAAAUUCUCCUGAGUCUACGAUGUCAAUGAAUAUUACAACAGAUGGACCUCAAAAAGAUCUUGCUGAACUCUAUUCACAGCCAAAAAAUGGAGAGAUGCUGCCUCACCCGGAGAUGCCUCCUGGACUUGCUGUCCUGAAGGAACUUCUCCAAAAGAGACAAUUAAAGGGUGGAGACGCUGGUGUACCAGAGAGUGUAUCUGCCACUAAGCAAGCUUCUGAUGUUGCCAAACCUAGAAGGGUUCCCUCAUCUACAACAAGGAAGCCCAGGGUCCCGAGAACUAAGGUGCCAAAUGAGCCAAAACCACGAAACAGAAAAGGACAGAACGCUAAACCGGAUAAUCCUGUGAAACUGGAACCUCCUCUUUCAGAUGGGAGCCCUGGGUUUUUGUCUGAUCCUGGUUUUGACAGCUGUUACUCCAUUGAAGAUAGCUUAUCUCCUGAGGUUCCUCAUAAUUACAGCUUUGAUAUCAAUGCAGUUGGCCAGGCUGACUUCUCUGGUCUGUAUUCCAGUACCCGAUUUGUUUUAACUGACAAGAAUUUGCCUCAGAAGUUCCUCAGUGAUGUCAAGCAGGAGGCCAUAUCUUCGGAUUUGGAAAACUUGCAUGAAAAGGUGCUAGACACUAGGCAGAACUGCUUGCAUGAAUCGGCAUGGCAGAAACCCAGGUCUCUUAGCCCCGAACUAUUUGAUAAAUCCUCUGGUGGGAAUGGGGAAGGGUUUCCCAACGAGUUCUCGCUGUCUCUGCUGGACUCUGAGAAGAUUUUAAGAGGCAAAGAGUGGGGAGUCUCAUUGGGUAAAAUGCAUGGCAGUCACUUUCAAGACUUUCACUGUGAAAAGAGUGACCUGUUAUAUGGCCCUGAUCCCUUUUUACCCCUCACCUCAGUCUCUUUUGCUGACAAUGGCGUGUCCCCAACCGGAGACCUGCUGGAUGGAAACGAUGCAUUUACGUCAACAACUCCCAGCAGUUCCCCGCGGUCUAUAAGCUCUCUGUCACAGCUGAGAAGCGGCAGUCAGGCUCAGAAGAGCGCAGGAGCUCACAUCCUUAAACCCCUGAUGUCCCCUCCCAAUCGCGAGGAGAUUCUUACGACAUUGCUUGAGUUGGACCUUUCGGAGGCCACCUACCAGGAACCUUUCUGCAGUGACCCUUCUGAUGUACCUUUUAAGCCAAGAGAGAUUGGUGGACGCAAGCUAGUGGUGGAAACAAGGCUGGCAAAAGAUCUGACAGAGUUCAGUAGCGAAUUAUCUCAAGAGGGUCUGCAGUUCUGGAAAACUGCGUUCUCUGCCAUGACUUGUCCUGGAUCAUUGCAUUAUCGGGGUGCUGACUUGUCAAAAUUCACCAAAGACCAGAAGGACCGCAGUCCGUCCCCCACCAACGAUCCGAAAGUAAUAAUGCUUCCCUGCAAAAGUGCUCCAAGCCGAGAACGGGUACAGCUUUGGCUCCAUGCUAAGAGACAGUAUGAGUGCCUUCAGCAGGAGCGGAAAAGAACCGGUGCAAAUAAUAUGAAGUUGGUGAUAUUAGACCAGGGCAAAUCUCAGCAAGCUAACAUAGAGAGUGCUACAUCUGACAAGAGCCCAAAGUACAUGAGUUGUGUCAAGGAUGCUGAAAACAAAGGACAAGAAGAGGGAGAGGGGGACUCCCUCAAACAAACUCCUUCUCCAGACUCACCUGACCUGCCACCAUGGCAGCAAACUACAGAUCAGAGUUUUGGUCCAGAUGAUGACAGGCAGGAACUGGCUGCUGGAUCGGAAUCUCCCAGGCUGGGUGGAUCCAUCAACCCUUCCUGUGAGUCACCGGACAGUAUUAAGCCAAAGCAGUUCCUCAGUCCCUCUCCGUUUCCCAUGAAAGCUCAGGAUGGAGACAGCCUCAGCCCCUGCAUCCUCCACAGCACUCCGGUCAUCAGCAGGAGGAAGAGCAGAGGGGAUCCCGAGGUAGACUACAGCCCUCCUGGAACAGAAGAAGUGGAGCCCAAAUCUAGGAGAGCACAACAGAGGAGGAACAGCAACACAGAUGCGUUACGGCGAGUGCUGCUGACCACACAGAUGAAGAAUCAGUUCACAAGUCUGAAUGUACCCAAGAGGGACAGCUCUCAGAUCGAGGGUCCGUCUGUCUGUAACUCGUAUGGAUUUAAAGUCAGCAUGCAGAACCUGCAGGAGGCUAAAGCUCUGCAUGAGGUCCAGCACCUGACGUUGAUGAGCAUGGAGCUGCAUGCGCGGACUCGGCGGGACCUGGAGCCUGACCCUGAGUUUGACCCUGUAUGUGCCUUAUUCUACUGCCUGAGUUCCGACAGCACGCUGCCCGACUCCGACAGCAAACAGAUCACAGGAGCCGUCAUCAUAGACCCAGACUGCCACUCUGCAGGACAAGGCUCGAGGAGCACAGCGCCCCUGCUGGUCAGGUCUGGUGUUGCAGGGCUGCAGGUCAGCUACACUGCGGAUGAGAAGGAGCUCUUUGAAGAGGUCUGCAACAUCAUGAGGAAAUAUGACCCGGACAUCCUGGUGGGCUAUGAGGUGCAGAUGCAUUCGUGGGGUUACCUUCUGCAACGGGCGGCAGCGCUGGGGCUGGAUGUCUGCCAACAGCUGUCCCGAGUGCCAGGAGAUGCGAAGGAGAACCGCUUCGCUGCAGAGAAGGAUGAAUACGGCGCUGACACCAUGUCGGAGAUACACAUCGUCGGGCGCAUCAUCAUCAAUCUGUGGAGAGUCAUGAAGACGGAGGCUGCGUUGAAUAACUACAGCUUUGAGAAUGUGGCGUUUCAUCUGCUGCACCAGCGCUUCCCUCUGUACACCCCACGCACACUCUGUGACUGGUUCGACCACAAAACACACCUGUACAGGUGGAAGGUGGUGGAUCACUAUGUCAGUAGAGUGUGUGGAGUGAUUCAGCUCAUGCAGCAGCAGGACAUCGUGGGACGAACCAGUGAGUUUGCACGAGUUUUUGGAAUCCAGUUCUACCACGUACUGACCAGAGGAUCUCAGUACCGCGUGGAGUCGAUGAUGUUGCGCGUCGCUAAGCCGAUGAACUACAUCCCUGUCACUCCGAGCACGCAGCAACGUACCCAGCAGAGGGCGCCACAGUGCAUCCCGCUGGUCAUGGAGCCCGAGUCGCGUUUCUAUAGUAACUCUGUGGUGGUGCUGGACUUCCAGUCUCUGUAUCCCUCCAUCGUCAUCGCAUACAACUACUGCUACUCCACCUGCCUCGGACACGUGGACAGCCUCGGAACGUCAGAUGAGUUUCGGUUCGGUUGUACGUCUCUGCGCGUUUCCCCUGAUCUUCUCUAUCAGCUCCGCAAUGACAUCACAGUGUCUCCUAACGGAGUCGCCUAUGUUAAGGCGUCGGUGCGUAAGGGCGUGCUGCCGCGGAUGCUGGAGGAGAUCCUGCAGACCCGUCUGAUGGUGAAGGGAGCGAUGAAGUCGUAUCGUGACGAUAAGGCUCUGCACCGGCUGCUGAACGCUCGACAGCUCGGCCUCAAGCUCAUCGCCAACGUCACCUUCGGAUACACCUCCGCUAACUUCACCGGCCGCAUGCCCAGCGUGGAGGUGGGGGACAGUAUCGUCCACAAAGCGAGAGAGACGCUGGAGAGGGCGAUCAAACUGGUGAAUGAAACCAAGAAGUGGGGAGCGCGAGUGGUUUACGGAGACACAGACAGUAUGUUCGUGCUGUUGAAGGGAGCGACUAAAGAGCAGGCGUUUAAAAUCGGUCAUGAAAUCGCUGAAGCUGUAACAGCCACCAACCCCAAACCAGUCAAGCUCAAGUUCGAGAAGGUGUAUCUCCCGUGUGUGUUACAGACUAAGAAGCGCUAUGUGGGUUAUAUGUACGAGUCUAUGGAUCAGAAGGAUCCUGUGUUUGACGCUAAAGGCAUCGAGACAGUGAGGAGAGACGGCUGCCCCGCUGUUUCCAAGAUCCUGGAGCGCUCGGUGAAGCUGCUGUUUGAGUCUCGGGACAUCAGCCUGGUGAAGCAGUACGUGCAGCGGCAGUGCGUGAAGGUUCUGGAGGCUAAAGCGAGUCUGCAGGAUCUGACCUUCGCCAAAGAAUACAGAGGCAGCGCCUCCUACAGGCCGGGAGCCUGCAUACCAGCACUGGAGCUGACCAGGAGGAUGAUGUCGUAUGAUCGGCGUUUGGAGCCUCGUGUUGGAGAACGUGUUCCGUACGUGAUAGUCUACGGUACUCCGGGGGUUCCUCUGAUCCAGCUGGUGCGGCGCCCCCUGGAGGUCCUGCAGGACCCCAACCUGCGGCUGAACGCCACCUAUUACAUCACCAAACAGAUCCUGCCCCCCCUCGCCCGCAUAUUCAACCUGAUCGGGGUGGACGUGUUCAGCUGGUACCAGGAGCUGCCGCGGGUCCAGAAGUCCUCCUGUCCCGUGGGGGGCGCUGCCGGAGAGGAGGUGGGACGGAAAGGCACCAUCUCUCAGUACUUCACCACGCUGCACUGCCCGGUGUGUGAUGAGCUCACUCAGCUGGGGGUGUGCGAGCGGUGUCGGGCGGAACCUCAGCGCGUGGCCAUCACGCUGCAGCAGAACCUCAGACUGUGGGAGAGCCAGCAGGACCAGCUGCUGAAGAUCUGUCGGGCGUGCAGUGGCAGUGUAGAACGUCAGGUUCCGUGUGUUUCUCUAGACUGUCCGGUUCUCUAUAAGGUGACCCGGAUCAACCGGCAGCUCUCCAGAGCUCCAUAUCUACGCCAGCUUCUGGAGCAGUUCUGA